CACUCCGACUCACUUCACCCGCAUCGUGGCCGCUUGCGUACUCUACUCUGACCGCAAUGGCAGAUAAGCAAGGCCACUGUGCUAUGCGCGGGUCCUGUGGGGCUACUGGCUUCAAGGAUCUCCCGUGUCCGUAUGACGGGCCAGCUGUCGAGCCUGAAGACGCAGCCGAGCGAGAGCUCCUUGUCAAUGUAUGCGGAGAAGAGUACGCACAGGGCCCCGUCUGCUGCACGGCCGAUCAACUGGAAGCUUUGCGCGAUAAUUUCGAGCCUAUUGAGGGCAUACUCUCGAGCUGCCCCGCCUGUCGGAACAACUUCCGCUCGUUCUUCUGCAAAUUUACCUGCUCUCCCGACCAGGGUACCUUCGUCAAUAUCACGUCCACACAGACGACGCGGACGUCUGAGACCGCUGUCAAGUCGCUCGACUUUUUCGUGGGGAAGGAGUUUGGGGAGGGGUUCUACGACAGCUGCAAGAAUGUGCAGUUCGACGCGGCGAACUCCUAUGCUAUGGACCUGAUAGGUGGUGGUGCCAAGAACUACUCUGCGUUUCUCAAGUUCAUGGGCGACGAGAAGCCGUUGGUUGGGAGCCCGUUUCAGAUGGAUUUCCCUCUCGAAACGAGCGGAGGCAUGGUGGCUUUGAACCCGAAGGCGAGAAAUUGUUACGACAGCGAGCUUUCCAGCCGGUGUCCUUGCAUAGACUGCCCCUCUGUGUGCGCCGUGCUCCCUGACAUCCCGGUCCAGCCAGUCUGUCACGUCGGCUUCUUAUCCUGUCUCUCGCUCAUCCUCGUCGUCACCUAUCUCAUCGCGUCUGUCGGGUUCUUUGGUGGAUACCUGCUGCAAACCACACUGCGCAAGCGGAGAGAACAGAUAUAUGAACGGAUGGCAUUGUCCGCAGAUACCGCAUCCAUGUCCUCUCCUCGGAUCCAGACCAGAGGGCUCGUGGGUGCUGCCUCGCUGGCCCAUUACGUGGAUGAUGACUCUACUGGCACACAAUUCGAAUCGCGGCAUCUGGGUCGUGGUGCAUCCUUAGUUGACCCCAUCGAAACAGUGCAGCCCCGACAUUAUGCUUUGAACAGCCUCCUUCGCCGAGGAUUCUAUCGGCUCGGGAUGAUGACAGCCUCUUCCCCGUGGCUGACCUUUGCGCUGGUGUUCUCCAUCAUGGGAUUUUUGAACCUAGGGUGGAGGUACUUUGACAUCGAGAAGGAUCCGGUGCGGCUCUGGGUUGCUCCCUCUUCUGAAAGCAGGCUACAGAAGGAGUACUUCGACGAGCACUUCGGACCGUUCUACCGACCGCAGCAGAUAUUCGUCACCGCCGCCGAACCCGGACCCGUGCUUUCCUGGAAGCAUCUGCAGUACUGGUUCGAAGUCGAGGAGGAGAUUCGCUCACUUCGAUCGCCAAAUGGCUAUGGGCUCACAGACGUGUGCUUCAAACCUGCCGGUCCGCGAGGCGCUUGUGUUGUUCAAUCAGUGGGCGGCUGGUUCGAGAACGAUUUGAGCAUGUACGACGAAACGACGUGGGGCGAACAUCUGGACACAUGCGCUCGACAGCCGGUCGAGUGCAGACCCGAUUACGAGCAACCACUUGCGCCUCAGUACGUGCUUGGUGGGGUUCCCACGGAUGAAGGCGGGUCGAAGGAUUACGUUUCAGCCGAGGCCAUGGUGAUCACGUAUGUCGUGAACGACUCCCUUGAUCCGGCGGUCAAGGCCAGGGCGAUGGAAUGGGAAGAGACCCUGAGGGAAUACCUGGUCGCGCUCAAGGAUCGAUCGGGUCCGCAGGCUGGACUCGAGAUAUCCUUCUCGACAGGAGUUUCGCUCGAAGAAGAGAUCAACAAGAGUGCUAACAUGGACGUCAGGAUCGUCGUUUUAUCCUAUCUUGCCAUGUUCUUCUACAUCUCGCUGACUCUCGGGAGCGGAUCGGCCAUCGCCAGUGAUGAUACUCUCGUCUCAUCCUUGGCCCAGUGGGCACACAACUUCCCUCGGUUGUUCAAGAAAUCCACCGGCCUUUCGUCGAGCGCCUCACUGGACUCGAGAACGACCCCGCACUGGUUCCCCCGGCUUCCUCGCUCGUUGUUCAUCAAUUCCAAAUUCCUGCUGGGAUUGUUUGGAAUUUCGUUGGUCAUUCUCUCCGUAUCCUCAUCUGUGGGACUCUUCUCUUUUUUGAAUGUCAAGGUCACACUGAUCAUUGCUGAAGUGAUACCGUUCCUUGUGCUGGCUGUUGGCGUGGACAAUGUGUUCAUUUUGGUGCAUGAACUGGACCGCCAAAACUUGCUGCACGGCCCCAACGCAACACCCGUCGCAGAUGCGCCAGGCUUCGCGACGCCCAUGUCUCCGAGUUCUCAUCGCUCGCCGUUCGACUCGACACAAGAUGAUGUGGACAUUGACGCGGCGUCGAUGCCGCUGUUUCUGUCUGCUGAAGAGCGCGUUGCUCGCACGCUCGCCAAGAUGGGGCCGUCGAUCCUGCUUAGCACGAUUACUGAGACAGUCGCGUUCGGCCUGGGCGCUCUCGUCCCUAUGCCUGCUGUCCGGAAUUUCGCGCUGUAUGCUGCAGGCAGCGUGUUCUUGAACGCGAUGCUCCAGGUCACGGUAUUCGUCAGUGCUCUCUCUCUCGAUCUCAGGCGAGUAGAAGCCAGCCGUGUCGACUGUUUCCCCUGUGUUCGACUGCCAUCCCGGAUAUCACUAUUGGAAGCUCCCGUUUACGGUGCCUCAUUGGGCCGGAUUGCCCGUUUCAUUCGUCGUCACUAUGCGCCGUUCAUUUUGAGACCCAUGGUCAAAGGCUGGGUCACAGUCAUCUUUGGAGGCAUCUUCGUCGCAUCAGUGAUAUCGAUUCAACACAUCAGAUUGGGUUUGGAUCAACGACUAGCCCUGCCCUCUGAAUCGUAUCUCGUCAACUACUUUGACGACAUGGACAAGUAUCUGGAUGUCGGACCACCAGUGUACUUCGUCUCGUCUGAUAUCGACGUUACGAAAAGACUGGGCCAACAAGCGCUCUGUGGCCGCUUUACGACUUGCGAAGUGAGGUCUGUUGCCAACACACUCGAAGGCGAACGCAAACGACCCCAGUCUUCCUUCAUCGCAGAGCCUUCUGCGUCGUGGAUCGACAACUUCUUCAGCUGGCUUGACCCGAAUGCCGAGGCGUGUUGCCGGGUCCGCAAAACCAAUCCGUCGGUGUUCUGCAGUGACCGGGAUCCGGCUCGAAUGUGCCGGCCCUGUUAUCAGGACCAACAGCCUCCUUGGAACAUCACCAUGGACGGUUUCCCCGAGAACCAAGAGUUCAUGCGAUAUAUGUCGCAGUGGCUCGUUUCUCCCACGACUGAAGAAUGCCCUUCUGGAGGACGAGCGUCGUUUGGCACUGCCGUUUCGAUCGAUGAGUCCGGGGACGGCAUUGCUGCAUCCCAUUUUCGGACAUUCCACACGCCGCUGAAGACACAGGAGGACUUUAUUGACGCCUUUGCUGCUGCCCAUCGUAUUGCAGACGAUCUCUCGCAACAGACGGGGGCCAAGGUGUUCCCGUACUCUCUCUUCUACGUCUUCUUUGAUCAGUACGGCCACAUCGCUGCGAUCACGCAGGAGAUCCUGGGCCUCGGUCUAUUGGCUGUGCUCCUCGUGACUGCUCUCAUGCUGGGCUCGUGGAGGACUGGCACGAUCGUCACGGGCGUCGUGGCCCUCACAGUUACGAACGUCAUGGGUGUGAUGUCUGUAUGGGACAUCCGGCUGAAUGCUAUCAGUCUCGUCAACCUCGUCAUCUCGCUGGGGAUUGCUGUCGAGUUUUGUGCACACAUCUCGCGUGCCUUUAUGAGCGCUGGAUCCGGCCUUCCGAUCGAUCACCCUGCCGGGCAGAAGGAGCGAGAUGAAAGGAUGUGGACUGCGCUUGUCGAUGUUGGGCCCUCCGUUCUGUCCGGUAUCACAUUCACCAAGCUUAUUGGCAUGUCUGUUCUGGCACUAACUCGUUCGCGUCUGCUCGAGAUUUACUACUUCCGAAUGUGGCUUACACUGAUUCUGUCCGGCGCGCUGCACGGCCUGGUCCUUCUUCCGGUCGUACUCAGUGUUGCUGGAGGGCCCGGAUUCCCUCAACAAGAGGCGGACGAGGAAUGGAUGUCGAACGCCAUCAGGAAUGACUAUGACUACGCACCAUUCCUUGCAGACGACGACUCCAUCGCCAGUGAUUAGAGUUGUCCCCGCACUCCCAUAUACCUCGGAGACGUAUUGUACUUAUCAUAAUAUCACACAGAUUGACUGUGCAUGCACAUAUUUCUGUGAGCUAUGUAGGAAGUUUAGAUGUUUUUGCCGCUUUGGCAGCUUCUCUCUUGCGUUUCAGCGCUUCCAGUUUAUUCUUCAUCACCACCACUUUCAUGUCAGCCUCUUCCUGCGCCCUCUCCUCCUCCAAUAAGCGAUCCAUGAUCAGUUCUCGCUCAUCCACUUCUCGCUGACGCCGUUUCUCCUCCUGCUCUGCAGCAUCGUCCAUCGGUUCUUCCUCUGCGUUUUGUGACGGGAGACCUUCGAGUGUGUCCACCAGCUGCGCCUCCGCCAUGACCGUCGCGUUGUCGUACGUCUCCAUGUGGUCCGGUACAUUCACGACUUCGCGUUGAAAUCGUUCCCAUUCAGCGUCGAGUGCAGGCGCAGCCGAAGCUGUUGGGAGAGCGGCAGGGAGUGGCUGUUGUUCAUCUUCGUCGUCCGACGGAGGCGCCGGCGCCGCGCGCGAUGGGUCCGAGAAAAAGUCGGCCGGGAACGAAUCGCCACCGGGACCUGCGUCGACCCGCUGGCGCUUCGACUCGGGCUGCUGAACAUCCUCCAUGUCCGCGUCCUCGGUGUCAUCCUCCUCCUGUCUCCGCUUGCCGCUGGCGAGCCGCCGCCGCCGCUCGUCUUCCUCCUGCUCUUCCUGCCUCACGCGCUCGGCCUCCCGGCGCCGCUCCUCCUCCCGCAGACGGGCGACGUUCGUGCGGUGCGCCUUGCUCCCGAGGUGCCCUUCCCAAGCCGAUGCGUGCUUGACGGGCCCACAUGCGAUGCACCUGAGCUGCCCGUUGGUAUUGUAGGAUGCAAGGGGGUGGGAAAUACGCGCUUCUUCGCGUUUGGCUUUGAGCAGGGCGCGGACGUCGGCCAUGGGCGUGGCUGGUUGUAGGGUAGGCAAAUAUCUGUAAAUACUGAUAGCCAGAAAUGUUUGGGGGCUGAUAAGAUAAGAUUAUUGCUCUCGAGUUUCAUGCGUGACAUAACGCUGUGACGGCCACCUACCUCCACACUCAAACAAGGAUGUCGAUAAGAGGCCGUUCAGGGUCGCCGUCCGCUAUGGACGUGGACAGCAAGCCCUCUUCUGAUGCCAAAGUCGUCAUAAUCAACAAUCUCAGCCGUAGCGUUGUCGAAACACACCUUAAAACGAUAUUCGGCUUUUAUGGUGACAUAGCCCAGAUUGACCUGCCGCUGUUUGGAAAAUCCGGCCAAAAUCGCGGUAAAGCAGCACUCGAAUACGCCGACGCACCCUCAGCCCAAAAAGCCGCGUCGCACAUGAACGGCGGCCAAAUCGACGGCGCAGUCAUCAAAGUAGAGCUCUCCGACCUCCCCAUCCGCACCCGGGGCCCGCCGCCUCCUCCCCCGCGCAACCGCUCCCGACCACCCCGCAGCACGCGCCCGCGGUCCUUCUCCCGGUCCCGGUCCCGCUCACGCACCCCGUCACGCUCUCGCUCGCCCCCGGGCGGCGGAUACCGGCGCCGUGGGCCUGGAGACUGGGAUCGCGAUAGACGGGACCGCGGGCGGGGAGGGUUCCGCCGCGGCGGCGGUCCCCCCGGUCGCGACUUCUACAGCAACAACCACAACAGCUACAACCGCCGGGGCCGUGCGUCGGACAGUCGCAGCCGCUCGCGCUCGCCCGUACGCCGGGGGCCGGACCGCGGGGGGCGCCGCCGGAGCCCGAGCUACUCGCGGGGCGGCUACGGGCGGAUGCACAACAGAUCGCGCUCGCGCAGCUACUCGGUGCGCUCGAGUCGGUCGCGCUCGCGCACGCGGUCGGUCUCGCGGUCGGUCUCGCGUUCACGCUCGCGGUCGUACUCGCGGUAUACGCGCAGCCGGAGCCGGAGCCGGACGCGGUCGCGCAGCGGUUCGCGUGACCGGUCGAGGGGACGCAGUCAGAGCAUGAGUGAUAUCAGAGACAGCAGGUCGCGGUCGCCGAGAAGAGACUAGCCUUGUUAUUAUUUCUUGUUCUUGGUCUGCUUGCUCAAAUUCCAGUGCUUGGUAGAUAAAAUGCCAAGUCAAUUCAAGCCUACGUCCAAGAGAUCGCAACUUUC
Mycena citricolor is the source of this 6268-nucleotide messenger RNA. The record is from the annotation of a GenBank genome assembly. NCBI's taxonomy places the organism in Eukaryota, Fungi, Basidiomycota, Agaricomycetes, Agaricales, Mycenaceae.